AUGUUGCCACCAAAGGGGCACAACGCCAGCAGGGCCUUGCGCGGAUGGCACCAAAGCAGUGGUGCCAGGAUUGGCCUCGUCAAGAGCUCUUACCCCAUCUGGGAGGACUUCAACUCCAAGGCGACCAAGCUGCACUCCCAGCUCAGGACUACAGUGCUGGCCGCCGUCGCCUUCCUCGAUGCCUUCCAGAAAGUGGCCGACAUGGCCACCAACACCCGAGGGGCCACACGUGACAUCGGCUCGGCGCUCACCCGCAUGUGCAUGAGGCACCGCAGCAUCGAGGCCAAGCUCCGGCAGUUCACCAACGCCCUCAUGGAGAGCCUCAUCACCCCGUUGCAGGACAGGAUUGAGGACUGGAAGAAAACGGCCAACCAGCUGGACAAGGACCACGCAAAAGAGUACAAGCGCGCCCGGCACGAGAUCAAGAAGAAAUCCUCCGACACCCUCAAGCUCCAGAAAAAGGCCCGCAAAGAGCUGCUGGGCAAGGGGGACCUGCAGCCCCAGCUGGACAAUGCGCUGCAGGACGUCAAUGACAUGUACCUGCUGCUGGAGGAGACGGAGAAGCAGGCGGUGCGCAAGGCGCUCAUCGAGGAGCGGGGCCGCUUCUGCACCUUCAUCACCUUCCUGCAGCCCGUGGUGAACGGCGAGAUCACCAUGCUGGGAGAGAUCACCCACCUGCAGGGCAUCAUCGACGACCUGGUGGUGCUCACAGCUGAGCCCCACAAGCUGCCCCCCGCCAGCGAGCAGGUCAUCAAGGACUUGAAGGGCUCUGACUACAGCUGGUCCUACCAGACGCCUCCGUCCUCUCCCAGCAGCUCCAGCUCCCGCAAGUCCAGCAUGUGCAGCAGCGUGAGCGGUGUCAAGGGUGGCAUCCCGUGGUCCGGCGGGUCCCAAACUUGCUCACCAAGUUCCACCUAUCGCUACCGCAGCCUGGCGCAGCCGGUCAACGCGGGCACGCGUCUGUCCAGCGUCUCCUCGCACGACUCGGGCUUCAUCUCCCAGGACGCCACCUACUCCAAACCACCUUCUCCGAUGCCCUCGGACAUCACCAGCCAGGGAUCCCGUCCAGCGGCACAUUCCCAGGCCUCGGAGACCUGCCAGUCGGUUAGCGAGUGCAGCUCCCCCACCUCGGAUUGGUCCAAGGCCAGCCCCUACGAGCAGCCCGUGGUGAGCACCCUGCAGAGGCGCAAGGACCGCGUGGAGCAUCUGCGGGAAGCUGAGAUGGCCUCGGCCGCCAUGGGCUACCCAGGCAUCAGCGUUGAGGAAGCUCCCAGGCCCCGCAUGUCACCAGCCACCAUUGCUGCCAAGCAUGGCGAGGAGGUGUCCCCCGCUGCCAGCGACCUGGCCAUGGUCUUGACCCGAGGGCUGAGCCUGGAGCACCAGAAGAGCAGCCGGGACUCGCUGCAGUAUUCCAGCGGUUACAGCACACAGACGACCACCCCGUCCUGCUCCGAGGACACCAUCCCUUCCCAAGGCUCCGACUACGACUGCUACUCUGUGAACGGCGACGUGGAGUGCGAGCCCCAGAGCGAGUUCGACAAGUCCUCCACCAUCGCCGGGGCCCCCACCCCGCCGGCCGGCCCCACGCCGGGGGUCGCCCCCAUCCGCCGCACGCCCUCCACCAAGCCCUCGGUCCGCCGCACCCUCUCUAACGCGGGCCCCAUCCCCAUCCGGCCCCCCAUCGUCCCCGUGAAGACCCCCACAGUGCCCGACUCUCCCGGCUACACCGGCCCCACGCGGGUAGGCAGCGAAGAGUGCGUGUUUUACGCUGAUGACGCCUCACCAGGCACCAUGGAUUUUGCCAAAGCUUCGCCCAAGCGGCUGAGCCUCCCCAAUACCGCCUGGGGCAGCAACGUCAUGGAGAUCUCCGUCUACCCAGGGGCCAGCCAGCACCUCUCCACUGAGGAAGAGGAGGACCAGCAGCUGGCUGCCAACCGGCACAGCUUGGUGGAGAAGAUCGGUGAGCUGGUGGCCAGUGCCCAUGCCCUGGGCGAAGGGCAGUUCCCCUUCCCUACGGCGCUGUCGGGCCCCGGCCCCGGUGAGGAGACACCUACUCCACCGCCAGCAGCCUCCAUGGACCCCCCGGCCGAAGACAUGCUGGUGGCCAUCCGGCGCGGCGUGCGCCUGCGGAGGACCGUCACCAACGACAGAUCGGCCCCACGGAUAUUGUGAUGGAGCCCCUGGUCCGCGCCGGCCCCAUCCCUCGCCGUGCC
Tinamus guttatus (white-throated tinamou) is the source of this 2213-nucleotide messenger RNA. The record is from RefSeq and is a predicted model, not a curated record. NCBI's taxonomy places the organism in Eukaryota, Metazoa, Chordata, Aves, Tinamiformes, Tinamidae.